AAACUUCAGCCCCGAAUCGCGAAUAGCCAAAUUUAAACUAAAACCCUAAGAAAAAGUAAAGGAGAUCUUCAAAAACUCCGAGAGCAAAAUUGAAAAUUUUUGGGGAAACGAAACCACACGAUGGAAGGAACAAAUGAACUAAGCAUAGAUGAUCUGGCUUCAAAUCUCUCUACGUAUAAGGAACAGCAUCAGCAGGUUACGCAGCUUCUGGCUGAUGAUCCUGGAAACGUUGAAUACGUGGACAUGCAAAAGGAACUCGUUGAGGUGAUUGCUCUUACAGAGGAACUGCUUGCAACUGCAAAGGAAAAUGAGAUUUCUGGAUCAGAUAUUGGUGCUAGCAUUAGUGCACCCGGUGCACAAAUGAAGGAAACAGUGAAAACAUCAGAUUAUGAGGAUAAAUUUCCUGUUGGCACAAAAGUUCAGGCUGUCUGGAGUGAAGAUGGAGAGUGGUAUGAUGCAACUAUUGAGGCUAUUACAGUAAAUGGGUAUUAUGUCUCUUUUGAUGGAUGGGGAAACAAGGAAGAGGUGGAUCCUGCUAAUGUAAGGGCGAAUGAAUACAAUGCUUUGCUGGAAGCUGAGAAGGCUGCUGAAGCUACAAAACAAGCUAUCAAACGUAAGAUUGCACAUGCUGCUUCUUUUGACUUUCAAUCUCGAAGUUUACCUGCAAAGCUUCAAAUAGCUUCUGAUGACCCGGAGGAUGUGAAAGCUACCAAACGUAAGAAGAUACAUGCUUUCAAGUCAAAGAUGCGAUUUGAACAACUUGAAGUGGCACAAAAUAAGCGGCAGAACGCUUGGCAGCAGUUUCAGACAACCAAAGGCAAGACUAAAAAGGUUGGUUUUUUCUCGGGACGUAAGCGCGAGAGCAUAUUCAAGUCACCGGAUGAUCCUCAGGGCAAGGUUGGUGUGACCGGAAGCGGAAAGGGGUUGACGGAUUUCCAGAAAAGAGAAAAGCACUUGCAUCUCAAGGAUGGUAAUGUUGAGAUAAGUGAUGAGUAGGUCUAGGCAGGUAGGUUUUCCUAUUAUACUUUUGGUUGCCUUGGCUCCACUAGGCAGUUUGAGAAGUUCCCAAUCAGGGAGUGUCGUCGAAAUGAACUUCCCAUCGUUCUCUCGCCAGUAUUUUUGUGCUUCCAGCUUGUUACCAUACCAAAUUUCUUCUUUUGUUUUCCUUUUAAAGAGAGAUCUCACAAUCAGUGUUCUGUAAUUUUCUCUUUCUGCUGCCUUCUAUUUGUAUAUUUGAAACACUAGAAUUGUUUAUCAACGAUGGGGGCUCAUGUAGCAAAGUAUCAACUUUUUAUCAGUAUUUAUCGAUUAAAGUUUGACUUUUUCA
Molecule: messenger RNA, 1327 nt
Organism: Hibiscus syriacus
Lineage: Eukaryota; Viridiplantae; Streptophyta; Magnoliopsida; Malvales; Malvaceae
Product: survival of motor neuron-related-splicing factor 30-like
Exons: 8
Coding region: 121-996 (291 amino acids)
Biological process (GO): mRNA processing
Cellular component (GO): nucleus; cytoplasm
Molecular function (GO): RNA binding
Source: RefSeq, a predicted model, not a curated record